UCGAAUCGAACUCGCCUAAACCUCGGUUGACCGCCGCCGCGCCAUGGCCCUCCACGCCACCCGCCGCGCCGCCGCUCUCCUCCGCCCCGCAGCCGCGCCGCUCCUCCGGCCCACUCCCGCCUCAGCAGCGCGCUUCUCCUCCAAGGCGGAGUACAAGGCCUUCGUCGCCUGCCUCCGCGACAUAUCGGCUUCCGCCCAGGCCGACAAGAACUACUCCGGCGACUCCGUCCGCGACAAGGUCGACUCCGUGCGCGCCGCCACCCACGACGGAGAGAUCCUCCGCGUCAUCGACAACGUCAUACGCUCCCAGCACCGCGGCCUGGUUGAGGAGAAUUCGAGUGACUUCCCUUUUGAAAUCAGCGAAAAGGCGGGGCUUACUGAGCUUACUCUCACAAGAAGUUUAAAGGGUGAGAAGAUUGAGGUCUUGGUUUCCAUGCCCAAACUUGACCAGGAUGGGAAGGGCGACGAGGGUCUGCUGUCAUCUUCGAAGGAGAAUCAGGAAUGUGAAGGCAAUACACCCCCAGAAAAAUACAGCCUACCUGUCAGGGUCACCGUCUCCAAGGGUGAUGGCUCAGGCCUGGUAUUCACCUGCACUGCUAAUCCUGAUGAUAUCGUCAUUGAGAGCUUGUCCAUGAGGCGGAAGUCACUAGGGGCUGACGAAGGCGAUGCAGUCACAUACGAUGAGGGCCCUGAUUUCCAUGAGCUGGAUAAGAACCUGCAGGAGACGUUCCAUAAGUAUCUGGAGCUGCGUGGUAUCACGCCUACGGCCACAAAGCUGUUGCACGAGUACAUGAUCAGCAAGGACAGGCGCGUCUUGCCGAAGACAGCAAGCAAGGACAAGCGGAAUAAUCUGGUGUUUCUGACGAAGCUGUGCAGUUUUCUCAAGAAAGAUUGAUGCUAUCCUCUGCAUAAGAUGAACUCCGAGUAUCAUCUUGUAGACUAGCGUGGUGGUACACAUGCUUACGUGCCUGCUAAUUUAAUAUCCUAUUUUGUAGCUAUGUAUUUAGUGGCAGUAAGAUGGUAGCAGUACCGAUUAAUAGUUGAAACUAUUUUAGGGUACCUUGCUCACUAUUUGACCUGCUCCUGUUGUGCCUCUGUGCUCACUAUGUAAAGAUCGGAACGUGUAGGUUACUUCGAAGCUAACCCUUGUGCUUAUAGUUAUCACU
Messenger RNA from Lolium perenne, 1166 nucleotides. RefSeq lists its product as uncharacterized. NCBI's taxonomy places the organism in Eukaryota, Viridiplantae, Streptophyta, Magnoliopsida, Poales, Poaceae. Gene Ontology annotation, cellular component: mitochondrial matrix. The record is from RefSeq and is a predicted model, not a curated record.